Messenger RNA from Protobothrops mucrosquamatus (brown spotted pit viper), 859 nucleotides. RefSeq names its product chondroitin sulfate glucuronyltransferase-like. The transcript has 3 exons. Gene Ontology annotation, cellular component: Golgi cisterna membrane. The annotation marks the transcript as partial. Lineage: Eukaryota; Metazoa; Chordata; Lepidosauria; Squamata; Viperidae. Gene Ontology annotation, molecular function: glucuronosyl-N-acetylgalactosaminyl-proteoglycan 4-beta-N-acetylgalactosaminyltransferase activity. The record is from RefSeq and is a predicted model, not a curated record.
GACCCGAUAUAUCAGCACAGAGCUGGGUAUGCGGCAGCGUCUCUUUGUGGGUGUGCUGACCUCAAAGAACACAUUGAACUCGCUGGCAGUGGCAGUGAAUCGAACACUAGGCCACCGGCUGGAGCGCCUGAUCUACUUCACGGGCACCCGGGGGCGCAAGGUGCCCCAUGGCAUGACGGUGGUGACGCAUGGAGAUGAGAGGCCCAUAUGGAACAUGUACCAGACUGUCAAAUACAUGAUAGACCAUUACCUGUCAGACUUUGAUUGGGUGUUCCUGGUGCAGGAUGAUACAUACGUCGAAGCCCAUCGGGUGAACCACCUGGCCUCUCAUCUCAGCAUCGACACUCUGCUCUACAUGGGCCGACCAGAGGAGUUCAUUGGUGGGGACACUCAGGGGCACUACUGCUACGGUGGCUUCGGUUACCUGCUUUCCCGAGCUUUGCUCCUGCGUUUGCAGCCUCACUUGGAAAGCUGCCGGAACGAUAUCUUGAGUGCACGCCCCGAUGAAUGGCUGGGCCGCUGUAUCAUUGACUACACAGGAAUAGACUGCGUGGCAGAGCAGGAGGGCUUACGCUACCAUUACUUUGAGCUUGGGAAGAACACAGACCCUGAAAAGGAGAGCGAUCCACAAUUCAAUGCUGCAUUCACUGUUCACCCAGUGCUGGACCCUCUUCAGAUGUAUCGGCUGCACAGGCACUUUGCUCGUGUAGAGCUGGAGCGCACUUAUCAAGAGAUCCAGCAGCUACAGAGUGAAGCUGCUAUGAAAGGGCUGGAAAGAAUUCCAGAAGGCACAUUUGACGAGCUUGUUCUUUCUAAACAGAGAAAUGUUGACAUCUAUAUUUUCCUCUCUGCUGUUUAG